This is a messenger RNA of Alternaria infectoria, 1335 nucleotides long. RefSeq lists its product as uncharacterized. The transcript has 3 exons. NCBI's taxonomy places the organism in Eukaryota, Fungi, Ascomycota, Dothideomycetes, Pleosporales, Pleosporaceae. The record is from RefSeq and is a predicted model, not a curated record. Gene Ontology annotation, biological process: regulation of DNA-templated transcription. The coding region runs from base 1 to 1335 and encodes 444 amino acids.
AUGGCCGAAGUCAUAGGCCUCGCAGCUAGCAUCAUCCAGAUCGCGGGGGCUGGUGCCAAGCUCAGCGUCGCGUUGUACAACUUCACGAACUCAGCCGCGCGGGCAGACCAAGACGUCAAGGACAUUGCCGAUGAUGUAGAGCUCACAUCAAAUGCGCUCGAAAGCGUAGGCAGGGUGUUUGAGUCCGAAGAGGCCGGAUCCAUCGUGUCGAAGAAGGCUAUCCAGGACGCUAACAACAUCAUCAAAAAGUGCCAAAGCGUCUUCGACGAAGUGUCAGAGAUAGUAGAGAAGAGGAGAAAGACUGCAAAGGAUGGAAAGAAAAGCUUGAGCGUGAUGGGUGUCUUGGAUGAAGAGCGUGAGAAGAUCCGCGAAUUGCACCAGCGACAGCAGGACUCACUCAAAAGCCUGCAAGCUCUCGAAAACAGAUUCUGUCAUAUCGCAAUCAAUGACGAAGAAACCCUUCGAGGAUCAAGCGUCGCCUCUCGUGUCCCAACUUUGGAGCUUAUGGCCAACGCUCCGGUUAUGGAGCUGCCUCCGCUAGAGAAAGUCCCAAAGCUUCAGCCAAACACCAUUACCAUCGAACUCUCGACCACAAAUGAUUCGGACACUUCUGACAGCGACGCAACGAUGUCAGGCGAUGACAAUGAAGAGCGGAUCUCGACCGAAGAGCUGGCAAAAGCAGCGGACCAUGUGAAGAAACUCUUAAAGCGCAUCACAAUGCUACAGAAGAGCUUCGAUGUCGACAAGAAGAAACAUCGAAAGCGACACGUGCACAAAAUGUAUCAACGCUUUUGUCGCAAAUUUGAAUCAGGUAUCAAGCUUCCGUCAGCUGCCGACUUUGGAAAGGUUGCUCCAUUCAUCGAUUUCGAUAUGAACGAUAACUCGGGCAGUCUGGAGAAUUUUGACUUUGAUAGCUUUCUUCACGUCCCGGAUCUCUGGAAACGAUCCCAUCAUUUGAUGCGCAAACGCCCCAUUAUCCUCCAGCGCCGAGUGGAAGUGCAGCCUCAGACUUUCCGUUGGAUCUGUCUGGUCAGCAACAACGACCUAGUCUUGGUCAAGGACAGUCAGCACUUGUUCAGCAGACUCCUGAAGCAUUAUCGCAGACGUGGGCGCAGUUUCAGAGGCAGGCGCAAUCCAUGGUUCAACAACAGGCUCAAGCGCAACCCAUGGCUCAACAACAGGCUCAAGCGCAAUCCAUGGCUCAACAACAGGCUCAAGCACAGCACCAAAAAGCUCAAGCGCAGCACCAACAAGCUCAAGCGCAGCGCCAUCAAGCUCAUUGGCAGCACCAACAAGCUCAUUCGCAAGCUGCAAUGCAGCCAAUGUCAGGAAUGA